AUGGAUAAUUCUAGGGUUUUGGGGGAUAAUAACAUCCCUAUCACUUUUCGGUCUGGGGUGGGUACCAUUUCCAGGAUCCGAUUAGAGAACUUCAUGUGCCAUGAUAAUCUACAAGUUGAGUUUGAUCAGUGGGUCAAUUUUAUCACUGGUCGAAACGGCAGCGGCAAAAGUGCAAUAUUGACUGCUUUAUGUAUUGCAUUUGGGUGCCGGGCUAAAGGAACUCAAAGGGCCGCCACAUUGAAGGAUUUUAUUAAAACUGGUUGCAGUUAUGCUGUUGUUGAAGUGGAAGUUAGAAACCGAGGGGAGGAGUCUUUUAAGCCAGAUAUCUAUGGGGAUUCCAUAAUAAUAGAACGCAGAAUCAACCAAUCUGCCAGUACCACUGUUCUAAAGGAUCACCAAGGUCUAAAUGAUUUUCUGAUAAACCUCUCUUUAAUUCAUUCUAAAAGCCUUGAGUUCCUUAUGAUUUUGAUGAAAUACGUAAAUAAUGAAAAAGCUAUUAAGGCCCCUAGGUCGAAUGGGCUGCAUUUGAAUGAAUUACUGUUGAAUGUAUCUGCAUUUGAAUCCAUGAUAUGCCUCUUCCAAACAAUUGGACUUUUCUCUGAUGAGAGAUAUGUAUAUUUGACAGGAAGAAAGGUUGCUAGUCGAAGAGAGGAUCUUCGAGAGCUCAUAGAACAUUUUAAUAUUGAUGUUGAGAAUCCUUGUGUAAUAAUGAGUCAAGACAAAAGUAGAGAAUUUCUGCAUUCUGGGAAUGAAAAAGAUAAGUUCAAGGCUACUCUUCUUCAACAAGUUAAUGAUCUUUUACUAAGUAUUAAUGAACAACUGAAGUCUGCAAAUGCACUUGUUGAUGAACUGGAGGCUUCAAUUAAACCCAUAGAGAAGGAACUCGCUGAGUUGCAAGGAAAAAUAAAAAACAUGGAGCAUCUAGAAGAAAUGUCUCAGCAGGUACAACGAUUAAAGAAGAAGCUUGCAUGGUCUUGGGUUUACAGUGUAGACAAGGAACUCCAAGAACAAAUGGUGAAGAUUGGAAAGCUUAAAGAACGCAUACCCACUUGUCAAGCUAAAAUUGAUCAUGAACUCGUGAGUACUAAAUUCUUGGUACAUGGUUCAAGAUAUGUGGAUUUGAUAAGAAUUGUGAAUGUUGAAUUGCUGUUCAUGGGAGAAUACAGUGAAUAUCGCAAAUUGUUUUCGGUUGAAUUUGACCUUUUUGUUCCUGUUCAUGGGAAAGUUGAUGACGAUCCCAGUGGUUUUCAUUUUGUUCUACAAUUAACUUAUCAAUGUUUUCUUACAAAGGUGGAGAAAUUGAGACACACCUUCAUAGAGAAGAAAGCCCAAACUGCACAUAUGGUGGAAAGAGCGGAAGAAGUGAAGAAUAAGCGGGAUCAAUUGCAGAAUUCUGUUUCCUCGGCUGAAGAAUCUGAAAUAGAGGAAAAGCUAAAGGAACUCCAGGACAUGGUUAAUGCUGCGAAUUCCACACUUUCAAGGUUGAAGGAAGAAGAGAGUGCUUUAUCAGAAAGCGUGUCCAAGGGAAUUAAUGAAAUUAGAAAGAUUACCGAAGAGAUCGAAGUUUAUGGAAAAAAGGAACAGGAAAUCCGUGCCUAUAUCCGUGAGCUCCAGUUGAACAAAACCAACAAGGUUACAGCGUUUGGAGGAGAUCGAGUGAUUCAACUUUUACGUACAAUUGAGAGACAUCACCACAGAUUCAGAAGCCCGCCGAUUGGUCCAAUUGGUGCUCAUAUGGAUUUUGUCCCAGGGAUUCCUAGUUCUGUUCCUCCUCCUCUUGUCGGACUUGUUGAGAUUGGCCUGGCAUUUCUUUUGUCUUAUUACAUGAACAAGUUUGCUACUAAAAACAUGAAUGCACUUUUUCCUCUUAAAGAGCCUCUCAGGAUACUAAAAGCUGACCAGAUACUUUUUGACACGAUACUUACUUUAGCCAAUGGUGAUAGAUGGGCUCCUGCUGUUGAAAAUGCUGUUGGGAAGCUGCUCAAUGCUUUCAUUGGAAGUGCUGAGAGGCAAGUGCUUGUAGAAGAUUAUGAAGCAGGAAAAGCUGUUGCUUUUGAAAAACGGAUCUCAAAUCUAAAAGAGGUUUAUACAAUAGAUGGCUAUAAGAUUGCUGCUCUUACAGUCUUACAUUGUGUAUUUCUAUGUUGCAACGGGAUCCUCUACCAGAGAAGUACUUAUCAUUUGUUCCUUCCUAGGUUUUCACGUGGGUCAGUCCAGACAGUUCUUCCCCCAAAUAAGAAGCUUAGAGCUGGCCGCCUUUGUGGUUCAUUUGAUGAUCAAAUUAGGAAUCUUGAUCGUUCUAAAUCAAAUCUUCAAAAGGAAGCUGACCAGUGCAGGAAGAGGAAACAAGAUUCUGAAGCAGAUUUACAGGAUCUUCAACAUGCACUAAAGACUGUGAAGGAGAAGUGCAGGAAUGCUGAGCGAGAUCUGGUAUCUAAGAAUCUAGCACUGCAGGAUACAAAGAACUCAUAUGCUUCUGAAACCAGUUCACCAGCUGCUGCUUCAACUGUUGAUGAGCUUCAACGAGAAAUUUCAAGCAUCCAAGAGGAGAUACAAGAAAAGGAAAUGCAGCUGGAGUCACUUCAGGUCAGAAUAAAUGAAGCUGACACAAAUGCGAAUGAUCUUAAAUUAUCAUUUGAAGAUUUGUGUGAGUCAGUGAAAGAAGAAAUUGAUGCUUUUGAUAAAGCAGAGAAUGAGCUGAUGAAGAUUGAAAAAGAUCUACAAUUUGCAGAAGCAGAAAAGGCCCGUUAUGAAGGAUUAAUGACUACCAGGGUCCUUCCUGAUAUUGAAAUGGCAGAGGCACAAUAUCAGAAGCUUGAGGAGACCCGUAAGGAAGUCAAUUUCAUUAUUGGUGAAUCAUGUAAUGCCUCAGAUAAAAAGGUUAAAAUGGAAGGAUCAAAAGGAGAGAAUGAAUAUCAACCCAUCCUAGGAAUGGAAAGGAUGGAAGCCAAAUUGGAUGGGUUGCAAAUCACAAUUAAUGAAGGAUGGGAGGGAUCUUUCCCUUCCUUCCACAGGUCUUGUGGUGGUGUGGAGGUUGAGGACGGUGGAGUUGGUGAGAGCUGCAGAAAGGCUUCUAUUAUAUGUCCUGAGAGUGAGAUUGAAGCUUUAGGAGGUUGUGAUGGCAGCACCCCAGAGCAGCUCAGUGGGCAAUUAAAUAAACUGAACCAGAAACUUCAGAAUGAGUGCCAGCAGCAUUCUGACUCCAUUGAUGACCUGAGGAUGUUUUAUCAGAAAAAAGAGCAUAAAAUUUUGCGAAAACGACUAGCAUACAGAGGUUUUCGUGAAAAGUUGAAGAGAAUUGAUUCUCUUGAAAUUCCUACAGCUGGGUUUCAUGCUUGCCUCAAAGGCAAGCGGCUGAUGUGCAAUGCUGUAUUUGAAAGGACUUGCGAGGAAGCCCUGAUUAUGCGAUGGAGCAAAUUUCAAAGGAAUGCAAGUGAUUUGAAGCGCCAAUUGACUUGGAAUUUCAAUGGUCACUUGGGAAGGAAAGGGAUUAGCGGGAGCAUUAAAAUUAGUUAUGAAGAGAAGACCCUUAAAGUAGAGGUAAAAAUGCCCCAAGAUGCUGCAUCUAGCAGCACUGUUCGUGACACUAGAGGUCUUUCAGGUGGUGAGCGCUCUUUCUCAACAUUAUGCUUUGCAUUAGCUCUUCAUCAGAUGACAGAAGCCUCAUUCCGAGCAAUGGACGAGUUUGAUGUAUUUAUGGAUGCUGUUAGUAGGAAAAUCAGUUUAGAUACCUUGGUGGAGUUUGCAUUGGGCCAAGGAUCCCAGUGGAUAUUUAUCACUCCUCAUGAUAUCAGAGGUUGGACCAAUGGUCAUAGUCACCAUUGCGAUAAUGGUCAAAGGUGGCAAUUGGUUGGGCAUAUCAUGGGUGUAAAGUAA
Messenger RNA from Dovyalis caffra, 3876 nucleotides. NCBI's taxonomy places the organism in Eukaryota, Viridiplantae, Streptophyta, Magnoliopsida, Malpighiales, Salicaceae. The record is from the annotation of a GenBank genome assembly.